Molecule: messenger RNA, 4979 nt
Organism: Anolis sagrei ordinatus
Lineage: Eukaryota; Metazoa; Chordata; Lepidosauria; Squamata; Anolidae
Gene: SEMA4D
Product: semaphorin 4D
Biological process (GO): negative regulation of axon extension involved in axon guidance; negative chemotaxis; semaphorin-plexin signaling pathway
Cellular component (GO): plasma membrane
Molecular function (GO): semaphorin receptor binding; chemorepellent activity
Source: RefSeq, a predicted model, not a curated record
CUGGAGAGAAACCACGAGACCCCACCAACCAGCCUUUGCUGCUGCUGCUGCUAAUCCCACCAGCAGCCCACCUCCCUCCUCCUCCUCCUCCCUUUGACUGAACUCUCGCUUUCCUAAAGCCUUCCCCUUUGGAAAGCGCCCGCCUGGGGCUCCCCUCCCUUUAGCUGGAGCUGGUGGAUUGGCGUGGUGUGUGUGUGUGUGUGUUUGUGUGAACGCGGAUCGCGUUGCCUCCUCCUCCUCUUUCUCCUGCUCUCUCUCUCUCUUUCUGGCAGCCGCCAUAACUGCGGGGGCAACCCAAACUUGCUCCAGCCUGGCACCGCCAACUCCUCCUCCCACCGAUCGCCUCUUUCCCUUUCCACGCGGGUUCGUGGCAGCGAGAGAAAAAGGAAAGGGAAAAUAAAGAAGUUGCCGAGCAGCAAUAGCAGCAGCAGCAGAUAUUCAUUAAGCCUCAUAAACAGUCAUCUGAUCUUCACGUAACAACACUGAAGAUUUCUGGACAACGUUUGUUGAACUUUUGCUAUACCAUAGAGAAAAUUGAAACGUAGUCCUUCAUUCCUGGAAGAUGAAUUGAAAAGUUCCAAAUGUUGAAAGCUUUGUUUGCAAGUGCAACUCAUCAGAGGCAUGUGCUUUAAAAGCAGAAGAGUUGGUGAAGCGCCUUCUGGAAUUAUUUUCUAUUCACCGUUGUAGCAAAUGUAUGUUCAUUUGUAGAAGUGAUCCAUCAGAUAAAAGACAUUUGGAAACUGCAUCGUAUUACUUUAAUGCGAUGUCUCUGUUUUCAUAAACUCUCUAUGCUAAACUCCCUACGCUGUUCUACUGCCCAAUGAACUUUUGCUCCUGGACUUCCCAAGUAUUAUUGUAGAACAAAAAGUCAUAACAUGGCCCUCGUUGUAUAUGGAGCAGUGAGUUUAUUUUUUGGAAUGGCAUCAGCGCUUGGUCCAGUGCCUCGGAUCAACUGGGGACACAAAGAAGUUCAUCUAGUACAUUUUCAAGAACCAGAAACUUUUAACUAUUCAACCUUGUUGCUAAACGAAUACAAAGAUAUUUUGUACGUAGGAGCUAGAGAAGUCAUAUUUGCUCUGAAUUCAUUGAAUAUUUCUGAAAAAAAGCAAGAGGUGUUUUGGAAGGUCACAGAAAACCAGAAAACUAGAUGCGCAGAAAAGGGCAAAUCCAAGCAGACAGAGUGCCUUAACUAUAUCCGUGUCUUACAACAACUGAGUGACACUUCACUCUAUGUAUGUGGAACUAAUGCAUUUCAGCCGGUCUGUGAUCAUCUGAAUCUGACAUCAUUCAAACUUGUGGGCAGAAAUGAUGAUGGUAAAGGAAGAUGCCCAUUUGAUCCUGCACAGAGUUAUACAUCAGUCAUGGUUGAUGGGGAUCUUUACUCUGGAACAUCUUACAACUUCUUGGGAAGUGAACCAAUCAUAUCUCGGAAUUCACUGCAGAAUCCUCUAAGGACCGAAUAUGCAAUUCCUUGGCUUAAUGAACCACAUUUUGUUUUUUCCGAUGUUAUAAGAGCUGAUCCAAACAGUGCCAGUGAGGAGGAUGACAAAGUGUAUUUCUUUUUCACUGAGGUCUCAGUGGAAUAUGAAUUUCUUGGCAAGCUGAUGAUUCCAAGGAUAGCAAGAGUUUGUAAGGGGGACCAAGGAGGACACAGAACUUUGCAAAAGAAAUGGACUUCAUAUCUCAAGGCGAGAUUGCUUUGUUCUAUGCCAGAGAAAAACUUAUUUUUCAACAUUGUCAAUGAUGUCUUUAUCCUUAAGACACCCAGCUUGAAGGAGCCAGUGAUUUAUGGUGUUUUUACUCCACAGUUGAACAAUGUGGGCCUUUCAGCAGUGUGUGCCUAUAACAUCUCUACAGUGGAGGAUGUUUUCACCAAAGGGAAGUACAUGCAGAGCACCACAGUUGAACAGUCCCACACAAAAUGGCUACGGUACAACGGAGAGAUUCCAAAACCAAGACCUGGUGCAUGUAUAAACAAAGAGGCCAGAGCUGAAAAAAUCAAUACAACGCUCAACUUACCUGACAAAACAUUACAGUUUGUCAAAGACCAUCCUCUGAUGGAUGACUCUGUAAUGCCGAUAGGAGACAGACCCAGACUGGUAAAGAGAGAUGUGAAGUAUACACAGAUUGUGGUAGACCAAGUCCGAGCACUGAAUGGCACUUUGUACGAUGUCAUGUUCAUCAGUACAGAUCGAGGAGCCCUUCACAAAGCAAUCAGCUAUGAAAAUGGAAUGCACAUUAUUGAAGAAAUCCAACUCUUUCCUAACUUUGAACCCAUUCAGACUUUGUUGCUUUCUUCAAAAAAAGGCAAGCAGUAUCUCUAUGCUGGAUCCAAUGCAGGAGUUGUCCAGUCUUCUGUUGCAUUUUGUGAGAAGUAUAGCUCUUGUGUGGACUGUGUUCUGGCAAGAGAUCCAUACUGUGCUUGGAAUCCCCAGGCCUCCUCUUGUGUGGAUAUCUUCAAAGAAAGUGAGACUGAGAGGGACUGGAUUCAGAACAUCAGUGGAGAUGCCUCCUCUUGCACAGAUAAAGUCAGAGAGCAUUCUCUGCAGCAUACUUUCAAGCAUGGGAGCACUGCAGAGCUGAAAUGUUCUCAGAAGUCCAACCUGGCCCAAGUGGUUUGGAAAUUCAAGGACGAUGUCUUAAAGGUGGAAAGUCCCAAGUACCGUCUUCUGGAGAAAGCUCUGCUCAUCUUCAAUUUGUCCGAGGGAGACAGUGGUGUGUAUCAGUGCCUGUCGGAAGAAGAAGUAAAGAACCAGAAGUUCUCCCAGGUGUUAGCUAAACAUGUUUUGGAACUGAAAAAAAUCCAGCAGACCACUCUGAGCCCAACCCCACCAACCAUUCGGACUGAAGGUAACGGAGAAGCGCUCAAAGCAUCAGUAAUAGCUACCCAGGGGUCCGCUGGUCACACUUCAACCACUCCAAUUGUAUCCAUUGCAACAUCCAGGAUAGUCACAAAUCACGUUGUCCCUGACUUAAUGAGCACUGUCUCUGAUAUUGAACAUUCAAAUUCACUUGCCGAGGUCCCUGAAAAGACCCUCUUCCUGAAGGCGAAUGAUAAUUCGCUUUUGAUGUUUCUUUUUCUCCUCUUUUUUGUGCUCUUCUUGUGUCUGUUUGCCUAUAACUGUUACAAUGGGUUCUUGCCAGACAUGUGUUUGAAAUUUCGCUCGGCUAUGUUACUUGGGAAGAAGAAACCCAAGGCAGAUUUUUCUGAUUGUGAGCAAAGCGUGAAGGAGACACUGGUGGAGCCAGGCAGCCUCAUGACCCAAAGUGGGGACCAUACCAAGCCAGCGCAUGAUACAGGCUAUGAGACGGAAGCAGACUAUGGAAAUGGCCACGUCCAACAUGAUGAGGAACAUUCACAUUCCUACAAAGAAAUGAAGGACAAACCUUUUGAUGUGAAAUGUGAAUUGAAAUUUGCUGACUCGGACGCUGAGGGUGAUUAAAGGAGAAAUUCCUCAACUUCUUUAAUGAAAGUACUGUUAUUCCAGAUUGUCUAUUUUUGAGCACAUUCACUUUUUGAUGUGAUGACUGGGUCAGAAAGGGCUACAAGGUCUCAUUUUUACUGGUGACACAUUGUCAGUUCACAAAGCAGACAAUUUUGCAUUCUGUUACAUUUUUAUUUUUUAUGUUUUUGUCUUUUUUUCUUUCAUUUUAAAUGGCCAGUUAUGAUUUCACAUGGUGAAUUUCUCCACUCCCACUCACUCACCCAUUGCCACAUUUGCAGGAUGAUUUAACACUCGCACAUACUAUUUGAAUUAAUUUCUCUUUUUUCAUAGAAGGUAAAAAGUAACUUUUUUUUAAUGCAGAGCCAUGCCAAAAAGGAUUUAAGUAGCUCAAGGCUGUGCAUACUUAACUGCCAUUAAAAUCUAAUUUCAGUUUAAUUCCAAAUUGGAAAUGAUAUUUAGUUUAUCAGAUUGGUAAAUGAUAGCCUUUUUGUCCAGAUUGAGACAUUUCUUUGCAACUAGUGAUUUCUAAUGCUUAUGUAAAUGCAGUAGUUGUAUUUUGUCUGGUAAGUUUUAUUGGUGAAGGAAAUGUUGGGUUUAAAAAAAACAAAUUGUUAGUGUACCUUAUUAGACUAUGGUGUAUAUUGGGACAAAUCUGGCUAGGUUUGCUUAAGGUUCUCAGGGAUAUGCUUUGGUUAAAUGCUUUUUCUUCCUUUCUAGAGCUGUCAAGGUGGUAAUCACUUUUUGAGUGCUUAAUUUUUUUUUUGUUGUUUUUUUAUUGUGAGAGACUUCAUUUUAGUAAAGAGAUAUUUUUAAAAUGAAAUUGGAAACUGCCACAUUAAUUGGGUUUUAUAAGGUUUUUAAAAAGCGGAUUAUUGUAAGUAAACAGUAGUCACCGAAACACUUCAUUGUGAGAAGCAUAUGUCUUCUGGAUGCAAUGCAGAACUUGGCAAGUGUUUUCCCGGGCAUCCUGAAAGAGAUUGCUUGAGGAUGUGAUCUAUUUUUCAGCUUCUUUCACUAUUGGAAAGCAGUCAGAUCUGCCCACCUUCCACCACAAAUAGCCAGCCUUGCCAACUAUUUUCACAUUUUCUUCACAACAUCCUCUAAUGUUUUUAAAAAGCAACCGGAGCUAAAACAAAUAGAUGAGAACUAUCCUGGUAUUGGACCACAUGCUCUCUUUUGGAACUCUAUACUCAAUGUAGUUCACAACAGCACUAUUUUGUUUGUAAAGUUCCUUUGUGCUGUACAGUUUUAAUACUUGUUCUCUCACUGUCUUGUGUCUCUCCUGUGCUCUAUGUCAGAAAUACAAGGUUUAGAAACAGGCGGGAUUUUGUUGUUGUGUAGGCGGUAUGUCCUGAGAUUCCUUUUUCUUAAUUUCUGUUGAAAUCUUCGCCAACCCACCCGACAGAAUUAGUGCUGACAGUUUUCUAUUUUGUAUGAUUAAUUUUGCUUUUAUUUUUCUAUUUUUAAUUUUGACUGUUUGUGUAAAUAUAUAUAUAAAUAUAUGAAAAAUGAUUAAAUAAAUAUUGAAAGUAA